CGUCUCUCGGAAAUACUAUUCAACAUGCUAUUUAAUUUCCUACCCUCUGCAGGUGGCGCUAGUAGCCUAAAAUAUCCCCGCUCGUUGCUAAGGUGGAGUUUUACCUGUCCGGGAACUGCUUAAUAAAGGAAACUAAGUACUGUAAAUACUAUAACUACAAAAUGAAUGAUGCAGGUGUUACUUUGAAAUCGAAAUGGUCCGCGUUCUUGAUAUCACAAUUGCAAUGUAUUAAUAUAUAUAUUCUUUCAGUUGGCAGUUUAUAAGAUCGUUCACUUCUUUAGCCCACUAGGAUGGAUAAACUAUAUCUUCAAAUAACUUAACGGCCGUAACGGUCACCUAGUGAGAAGCAGCCCGUGACCUAGUUAUUUGGCGACAAUUGCAAUUAAACAAAUACAAUUAAAACGAGGCAGACCGUAAAGCGCAUCCCUGUGUUUUGAAAGGUUGUGGUAAAUUUACUUUGUGCCAUGAACACAUGAAAGUGCCAUUAAAGGAGAAUAUGCGACAUGACUACGCGUCAUGAUUUUUUUAAAGUAGCCAUGCUAUUUGCCACCGGCAGUGCCAACUACCGUUUUAUAGAGUUCUCAGUAGGCAGAGGGGUAAUGAGUAAAAUUAAGGGUUUAGGUCACUGGAGGGAGGGCAAAUGAAAUAUUUUGCUAUCAGAUUGUUAAACUAAUACAUUUCAACUGCAAUUUUCGCGUUGUCUUCUGAAGUUCUGAUAUGAUGACCGCUGAAACGAUCGCCCAUGUUUCAUUGAAGUAAAACGGUUUGUUUUAGCUAGGCUGUAUUUAUCUGAAAAAGAAAUCUGCCAACAUGCUGGGUGUAACCGUGUAAACUCCAUUCAAUAAUCUAACCAAAAGAAAACUUUUUAAGAAGAGCUUCGCCGCCUCCAAGUUAAGGGUAGGGGCAACUCCCACACUAAAUAGGUUUUUAAAGUUUUAACACCGGAGGUAAAGUUGCUUCCUAGAAAUAAGAAACUGGUAAUAUUUUACUAUUUUGUGACAUCUCAUAUUACAGAAAACCGUGUCCGCUUGUCCAGCUCAGAUUAAAUCCCCUUCCAAGAGGCCAGGCCAGCAGCGGCUAAUUUAAAAUGGUGUGACGCUGGAAGCUUAGGGGCGGCUUAUGGCUACGGAGGCGGGCAGCGCUUCAGUCGCAUGUUUCAUUCUUCACGUCUCAUAAGGGACGGGGCUGUAAAUACCUCCUUUGUAAAAGACAGCGAAUAUGGGAAACUUCCAGGGCUCGAAAUGAAUUACCUCCCGCGGACUGCCAUAUUAAAAGUUAUAUGGUUUAUUUUAUAUAGUUUAUUUUUACGUAGGAUAUACAGUACAAUACCUCGGCGAAUAGUAAUUACAGUGCAUUGCAGUACUUAUAUUAGCGGUGUUAUCAAAUAGCCUAUACGUAAUAAUUAUAAAAAAGAACAAAAACCUAUUUUGCAAUUAUUCCUAUGUUAAUAAACUCGAAUCAAAUGAGAGGGGCGCGUAUACGUCGUGAGAGCAUGUUACAGUUGAGUUAAAUUAGCUCUGUUGAGUUUAUUUUAUCCGCCAGCUCGGCUAUGUCAGCUUUCUUCUUUGACCUGCACUCUAACGCCGGCGAGACUUCAGCACCGUGGGAGCUGGAUAGCGACUGUAUGGAGCCCCCCGAGGACAAGGGACCCUCCCGGGAGGCGGCUGUGUUCCGGGGGCGCUCGCACCCUUGUACCAGCCGUAGUGAUCUGGAUAUAGAGCUGGAACAGGAGCUGGACUUGCUUAUUGGCGACUGUGGAGAAGCUGCAGAUUUAUCCGGUCUGGAAACCAACUUAUUGACGCUCUUCCGACGAAAAGAAAAGGAUUUAAUCUUGGCCGCCAAGAUUGGGAAAACAUUACUGGAGCGAAACGAAGAGCUGACUAAGCAAUAUGAAAACAUACACAGAAACCUUAAUGAAAGACUAGAGCAGACGGAGCAGGAGCGGCAUGAGCUGCGGCGGCGGCUGGAGGCCAGGCAGGGGGAGUGGGAGGCCCGUGUGGCCGAGCUGGAGAUGGACCUGCAGCAGCUGCAGGGCAAGCUGGAGCUCCAGCAGGCCCGCGCCCGUGAGCUGGACCGCGAGAAGAACCAGGCUGUCACCGAGCUCUUGGAGCAGAACCACAAGCUGCUGGAACAGCUGAGCAGGGCGACAGAAGCCGAGAGGGUGCUGUCCACCCAGGUCCAGGUGCUGCGGGAAGACUUCAGGAAGAAGAACAUCUCCAUCAAUCAGCACAUUUCUCGUCUUGAAAGCCUACAAGCUGAGAUACGGUGUCUUUCUGAAAGAAAGAGAGAGCUGGAGCGGAGGAUGAACGCCGUGCGAAGGGAAAACGAGGUGCUCCACGCGGCCGUGGAUGAGCUGCACGAGCGGGCGCUCGCGCUCGAGAAGAACUGUCGUGAAAAGGAUUUGCAACUGCGGCAGAGCCAGCUGGACCUGCAGGAGGUGCGCGUCUCGAGCCAGCAGCUCGGCUUGCACUUGGAGGAGCUGAACCAGGAGGGGAGCUCUGUAGAGCCAGACUCACAAACGUUUAGCCUCCAAUGUGAGAUGGAGCGGGAGGAGGAAGAGGAGAACCAGGUUAGCACUGAGCUGCGUUCCAGGCUGCCUGACACCCGCUGCCAGGUGGGCUCACUCUACCUGCACCUGCGAGGCAGCAACGCCAUGGAGCCCAUACUGUCCUGCAACACCCUGACAGCCAGGGACCCGUCUGCUACCGGUCUCCAUGGCGACCUGCUGGACAGCGCAGAGUCCACGAUCUCACCGCACUGUGAUGAGGAGGUGCUGGAGGACCAGGUGAGGAGACUAAGAGAAGAGCUGCAGGGAUCCAGAGAGCGUUAUAAGGAAGAGCAGGAGAGGUUCUGCAGCAGCCAGCAGGAGGUGCUGCAACUUCACAGUCAGGUGGCGCUGCUCUCUGUAGAGCUGUGCUCUCUGAGGGAGGAAGCUGGGAGUCUGCGAGCCCUGGCAGAAGCCCGGGAACCUGGGGAGCGACUGCUGAGCGCCAUACGAGACCGAGACGAUGCAGUUGCCAAGAAGAAUGCGAUGGAGAUGGAGCUGGCCCAGUGCAAGAUUGACAUCAUGUCCCUCAACAGUCAGCUGCUGGAUGCCAUCCAUCAGAAACUCAGCCUUUCACAGCAGCUUGAGGCUUGGCAGGACGACAUGCUCAGGAUCGUCAAUCAGCAGCUGAUGGACAAACACCAGGAUGAGUUCUGGGUCUCUCCGUACUCCUUCUCUGGUGGAAACGCAAGACUGGCGUCAACCGCGGCACGUUGUCAUGGGAACGGGGACAAGAAACUCUUCUCGUUCUUCAAGAAGAACUGAACCAUUCUGUGAGAAUAUGGUGAGGUAUAAGCCUAAAUAUCUUGGCUAUAUGAGGCUAUUAUAAUGAACCUGGAAUAGUGUGGGCCACAAACUGGAAGAUUUUCCUUAAUUCUCAUCAGUAGAAUUUAAACACCCAGUGAUGGGUGGAGCUGCGGGGGCCCAGUAUGAGCUCUGCCCCUGGAUCCACCCUUUAAGCUGCAUGUUCAGGAGCAGGACCCCCAGUGUCAGUUUUUGUGCACAGAGCGCCACCUGUCUGUUCAAAUAUGUAACAGACAUCUGCUGCAGUCAUACAACAAAUAAGCUAAGAAAACUCUUAAUCCCACUGAGGGUGUGGGUUUAAACAGUAUGCAGAGACCAGAGAGCUGAAUCACACAGGUACAGGGGAACCCAGCUGCCACCAUAACCCAGCAAACCUGUGCAAGUCUGUUUUGCCAAUGCAAGUGUAAGUGAAAGAGUAUUAAAAAAAAAUAGGAUUCCGAAGCAUUUUCUAACUAUGCCAUCAUGAGAUCAGAGACACUGUUUUAUGAACCUUCACUGAAGCACGUCAACAAAGUUGCCAGGGCAGUCAGACUGGAAUGAUUACGACAUUGAUGUGACCACAGGAACGCCUUGAGCAAUUCAAGAGCGGAGUGUGACGCUCUGGGGGCAAGGCGCACUCAGCCAUAUGUAACCGCUGUGGAAAACACCCAGCACAGCUGCACUAGUGAAGAAGAGGAUAAUAAAAGUCCUGGGGAACACCGUUAGCUCCCUUUACCUGACCAGAUCCCUGGCAUCACCCAUCUUCCAUAAGCACUUAAUUUAGGGUCACAACAGGCCUGGAUGCCACCCCACGGCUCGGCAGACACUACGGGCAAUUUGGAUGCCAGUUUGCUGAAAUGCGUGUUUUUGGACUGUGCAAAGAAGCCUGAGGCUCUGGUGAAAACACAGGGAGCAGGAAUGCAAAGCCCACAUACAGACCCAAAGCCACAGUGCUACACCCCGGGCAGCUGCAUGGUUUUAGAGAACAAGUGACACGGCAAACCUACCAUGACAAAAUGUUUUGAGUGACCUCCUCGCUAAAGCUAAAGCGGACACCACCGCCAGCUCCAGUAUCGGCGGCUAAUGCUAACGUCGCUGAAGAGUGCAGGACACGGCAGCGGCUGAGCUCCCGUCAGCAUGCCUUUGUCAGAAGCCUGCCCUGCAGCAGCCGGGUCUGCUGAAUGCUGAUGAGCUGGGCUUGAGCCUGCUUGCACUGCGCCUGCCUCUUGGCCGUAUUCCAACAGGAAUCCAACAGGACUCUUCAUCACCAUCAUCAUCUCGUGGUGUCAUACAACGGUGGUGGUAUUUUAACCCAUUCUUCAGUCACCUUACAACUCUAAUAUAAUAUAAAUACAACAGACAACCUGUUUAAAUAUAUUGUUUGGUCUAAUGGGCUACCAAGGCCUUAAAUCAAAUAUAAAAAACUAAUGUUAUUUUUAGUAUAACAUUAUCGAAGAUGUCUGUUAAUACUCCUACUGUUUAACCAACCAAUAAAAAUAAACGUAUUCAAAAUGA
This is a messenger RNA of Paramormyrops kingsleyae, 4843 nucleotides long. RefSeq names its product BICD family-like cargo adapter 1. Lineage: Eukaryota; Metazoa; Chordata; Actinopteri; Osteoglossiformes; Mormyridae. The record is from RefSeq and is a predicted model, not a curated record. Gene Ontology annotation, biological process: Golgi to secretory granule transport; vesicle transport along microtubule.